GCUGCUCAGGUGUGAUUAGAAAGGAGGUCGUCGUAGACAGGUCCGGUUGGAAUUGGAUGGCUGACGGGCGGGAAGUAGGAAAGAAGGGUAUGGCGGAGCCCGGAGAAAGAGGAGAGUUUGUGGCAUCUUCAGAACAAGAACUGGCCACCAAAAUGUUACAAAUACAAUCUAAACGAUUUUACCUGGAUGUUAAAGAGAACAGAAGAGGUAGAUUCAUCAAAGUUGCUGAGAUUGGUCCUGCAGGUAGAAAAAGACGUCUAUUACUAGCAAUGUCAUCCGCCCUAGAAUUACGAGACCAUCUUACAGCUUUCAGUGAAAUAUAUGCAUCAUUGGGUCCUCCUAAUCCAGAUAACUUACCUGAAGAUGGCAAAUUAAAAAGUGAAAUUAUGGUAAAGGAAAACAAACGGUAUUAUCUUGACCUAAAGGAAAAUACUAAAGGAAGGUUUCUAAGAAUUUCCCAAACAGUAACUAGAGGAGGUCCUCGUUCCCAAGUUGCUAUUCCAGCCCAAGGAAUGAUAGAAUUUCGUGAUGCACUUACAGACCUUCUCGAAGAAUUUGGAACUGAAGGAGACACAUCACAAGAAUUUAAAGGGGAUCUACCUGAGGCUCGCCACAUGCGCAUAGAAAACAAAAACUUCUAUUUUGAUGUGGGCCAAAACUGUAGGGGAGUAUACAUGCGUGUAUCUGAGGUGAAGAGCAACUUUAGAACUUCCAUCACAAUCCCAGAGAAGUCGUGGAGUCACUUUCGAGACAUCAUUGCAGAAUAUGUGGAUAAGUUGAAGGAACAUUCUGAUAAACCACCUGAAGAGUAUAAAUGAAAGAAAAUGUACUUAACAAGCAAGCAGAAACUAAAAUUAUAAAAGACAAGUGGAAUCAUUUCAUUCUUCGGAGUUCUGACUUAGUAGCUACUACUUUUACCCAAUGACAAUGAGAAAGUUUUUAUCUUGUCAAGAAAUGUUUGUACCCGAAGUAUUAAAGCAGUGAAACUCUUUUUUUGUAUGUGAUUUUGUUCGUAGAAUGUUAGUGUUAUCAUUUCUCAUUUAAUUAAAAUGGGUGGCUUUAUUUCUAGCUUUUAAAAUGUUUGUUAUUACUAAAAUUAGUGUGAUGGCAAGCUUUUCAGUCUUUUUUCUUUCUAGUAGAUCACAUAAUACUCUUUAUUUCUGCUUAAGGAUUCAGGAUCAAGAUUCAUUCCACUGUAUGUUUAAAAUGAAAGUAAAAUAAAGGGGCAAUUAUUCUUUUUAGGGGGGAAUGGGGAGGCAACAGAAUAUUGUGAUCGAGGUUAAGUUAAUGAAAAUUAAAAUGCUUUAAUAUCCAGAAGAAGAGUUUAUCACAAUAAUAUAAAACAUAAAAGAUUUUUUAACACCUUGCAAGUUAAGUUCUUGUAUAAGAGAAAAGCACCCUGAAAUAUGUUUCACCAGUAAAUAAGUACAUGUAAAAAUCCAACAAAACAAUUUACAAGAAAUCAAAUACACAUAUAGUACAAUAAAAUUGAAAAGAAAUAAUACAUGGUAAAAGAUUAUACCUUCAUUUUAAAACAUAAUUUAAUUCAGUUGUUACAUCUGUUAACUUUAUCAAAUCAAAUUUAAUCACAGUGCAACAUUUUUAUUUCAACCACUAAGUGAUAAUUUGUGGAAAUCCAAAAAAGAAAAACUAUAUUAUUUAGGUGUCUAAUAUAUAUGUAUAUAUUUAUGUAUGUAUUUUGUUUUCUGGAAGCAAGAUAGGUAAUUGUAUUUAUUGGCUUUGUGUUUCUGAACACAUACAGUGACCUCUGAUGGUUAAUGUUGUUAUACACUUGUUUUUUAAUAACAAUAAUUGAAAAUUGUUAUGUAUCACACACACACUGCCACUACUAUUGUUUGUGAUUCAAUUGCUUCAGGCAUAUAACUUUUGAUAUGAUGUGUCAGUUGUUGUUGUUAUUGCCAGGUUGUUGUGUGUUAAAUAAAGAAGGAAAAAAUCCCAAAA
This is a messenger RNA of Limulus polyphemus (Atlantic horseshoe crab), 1962 nucleotides long. Its product is annotated as transcriptional activator protein Pur-beta-like. Gene Ontology annotation, biological process: regulation of transcription by RNA polymerase II. The coding region runs from base 57 to 818 and encodes 253 amino acids. Gene Ontology annotation, molecular function: DNA-binding transcription factor activity, RNA polymerase II-specific; RNA polymerase II transcription regulatory region sequence-specific DNA binding; purine-rich negative regulatory element binding. The record is from RefSeq and is a predicted model, not a curated record. NCBI's taxonomy places the organism in Eukaryota, Metazoa, Arthropoda, Merostomata, Xiphosura, Limulidae. The transcript has 7 exons. Gene Ontology annotation, cellular component: nucleus.